This is a messenger RNA of Neopsephotus bourkii (Bourke's parrot), 2837 nucleotides long. It is a transcript of the gene CERS6, whose product is annotated as ceramide synthase 6. The record is from RefSeq and is a predicted model, not a curated record. NCBI's taxonomy places the organism in Eukaryota, Metazoa, Chordata, Aves, Psittaciformes, Psittacidae. The coding region runs from base 374 to 1561 and encodes 395 amino acids. Gene Ontology annotation, biological process: ceramide biosynthetic process. Gene Ontology annotation, cellular component: membrane. Gene Ontology annotation, molecular function: DNA binding; sphingosine N-acyltransferase activity. The transcript is spliced from 12 exons.
CCUCAGCAGGAGCGAGCAGAGCCGUGCUCCUGGCAGGGGUUACCCUCGCUGGGACCGGGCUGAGACAGCCGAUACCGGUCCGUGUUCCUGUGAGGAGGUCAGUAAAGGAGGGCUUUUUGUGGCUGCCAUCUGCCUAUUUAAAUCAGGCAACAGCCUUCCAAACUCGCCGGGAGCCCGGCUGAGCGGCGUGAGAGCGGGCCGGCCGUCAGAGGCCAGGCGGGUGACAAGGAGCCGCCCCGCCGACAGCUCUGUUGUGCGCCGAGCCGGCGCUGAAGCGGAUCCUGCGUCCCGGCAGCAGCCUCGGCCGCGCCGCUCGCACACGCCUCGCCGCGGGCGGAGCAGAGUGAGGGGCGCCGAGACAGACAAAGCAAAGAUGGCAGGGAUCCUUGCCUGGUUCUGGAACGAACGGUUCUGGUUGCCGCACAACGUCACCUGGGCGGACCUGCAGAGCACAGAGGAAGCCGCUUUCCCGCAGGCGGAGGACCUCUACCUCGCCUUCCCCCUGGCCUUCUGCAUCUUCAUGAUACGGCUGCUGUUCGAAAGGUUCAUUGCUAAACCAUGUGCCUUAGGCCUUAAAGUCCAAGCCAACGGACCACAGAAAGCUCAACCUAAUGCUAUUCUGGAAAAAGUUUUCACAGCUAUUACAAAGCAUCCAGAUGAGAAGAGGCUGGAGGGCCUCUCCAAGCAGCUGGACUGGGAUGUACGCAGCAUUCAACGUUGGUUUCGACAAAGACGCAACCAGGAAAAGCCCAGCACUCUUACGAAGUUCUGUGAGAGCAUGUGGAGAUUUACAUUUUACCUCUAUAUAUUUACCUAUGGAGUACGGUUCCUGAAAAAGACACCCUGGCUCUGGAAUACCAGACAGUGCUGGAAUGGGUAUCCAUAUCAGCCACUGAUGCCUGACCUUCAUUAUUACUACAUAGUUGAAUUGUCAUUCUACUGGUCCUUAAUGUUUUCUCAAUUCAUUGACAUCAAAAGAAAGGAUUUUGGCAUCAUGUUUACACAUCACAUUGUAACAGUCACCCUGAUAACCUUCUCAUAUGUAACCAACUUGACACGAGUGGGAACUUUGACCUUAUGUCUCCAUGAUGCGGCUGAUGUUGUCCUAGAGGCUGCCAAAAUGGCAAACUAUUGCAAGUGUCAAAAACUGAGUGACCUUCUGUUCCUUACAUUUGCCAUUGUCUUCAUUGUCAGUAGGCUUGGUAUAUAUCCCUUGUGGAUAUUAAACACAACGUUGUUUGAACUGUAUGAAGCUCUGGGCAAUUUUCCUGCCUUGUGGGUCUUCAACAUGCUGCUCGUGAUUCUUCAAAUUCUGCACUGUUUUUGGUCUUACCUAAUCAUAAAGGCAGCCUACAAAGCUAUAUCAAAGGGCAAGGCUGGGAAGUGGAACCCCUUGCAUGUAGCAAAGGAUGACCGAAGUGACAUUGAGUCAAGCUCAGAUGAGGAAGAAACAGUACCUCGUUCAAAGACCCCACACAGCACUAUCUCCACUAAUGGGACCAGCGGUGCCAAUGGUACAAACGGAUAUCUCACUGGUGGCACUUGCUCAGAGGAGCAUUAAUCCUUGAGUUCAAUCAUGAGACACGAACAGAAAGAACUUUUUGCUACUGGAAGUAAAUUAUAAGUUGUGAAUGCGGUUUCUUCAUAUAUCUCAGCAUCAGAAAAAAUUAGGAAUAUCAAAGCAUUCUGGUAGCGCACUGCCAUAUUUCCUGUUUGUGAAUGAAGACAACACGCCAUUCUGUAUACGUAGGCAUGCUGUAUGUGUAUGUAACUGACACAAUGGGAGCAGUAUUUUCACUUGUACUGUCUUUGAAAUAUUAUUUAUUUUGUAUUCUUUUGGGAACUUCUGGACAAAAAGGAAUAUCCAUUCUCAAACUUUAUCUCUUGGGAUUCUCAGUAGUAAAGAGCAUUACGCUCAGAUCUCUUCUGUGCAUCCCUGUUGCUUUUGCCAAGUCUGCUAUAAGUAAUAGUUGCUUGAUUUGUUACUUACAGUAAGAUAGAACAUAGCUUUAUAUAUUCUAGAUCUGCUUCAGAUAUUUUUGCUAUCUUUGUGUUUAAAAGUGCUGGUAUUGAAAUUGCCUAUCAAAUCUCAGUGGCCGUUCCUCCAACAUAAAGUUUUUGAACACUUGAUUGAUAUAUUAAGUAGUAGGUAAUGUGGUCAAUUAGCAAUUUGGGGAAGAAAAACUGUGGUAAUUGUAGGAUAUUAUUUUAGCAUAAUUUAAAAUUCAGUUUGGUGGUUAAUUGCAUUAGAAGUAGACUUGAUUUAUUGUGCAAGCCCAAAAGCAUUGAUGUCAACAGUUAGGAUAAACUCAUUCUCACUUUCUUCUUUUUUUUCUUCCUUUUUUUUCCCUUAUGUUUUUUCACCUCUGCAGAUAUUAGUGUCUUUUUGCAGAGAUUCCAUGUUGAAAGUUGUUUGUUCAAGUGCACCACUGUGAAUCUAGACCUCACUCCUGUAACUGUUCUUGCAUGUUCAGAUGGAUGAGAGCAAGGGUGUAAUAGAAAAACCAGCAGAUGACAGGUUCAUUGCUUCCUUGGACACAGUUCAGUCUAGGUAUCGUUCUUGUUAUUACAUCACUUUCUUGGUAGGGUAACGAGAGAGAAGGCAGAAUGUCAUACAUUACUGGAAGUAGUUUAGUCUAAAUUCGUGGAAAUUUGAGCAAAAUUCACUUAACGUAAAUCACAGCAAACUUUGAACACUCAGCAGAAUUUCAUCACCUCUACAGGUAAAAUAAGGGUGUCUGUAAAAUAAUUUUGCACUCCUUUUUCAUCCAAGAUCUACAAACUGUGUCCCAAAAAAGACAAACUAACACCCAAAAUAAACGUCUUUUUAAACAUUA